UUUUACUCCAACCUCUUCAAUGCUGUCACAACAUUUUAAUAUUCUCUCUCUUCCAUUUUCUCUCGUCUUCCCUCUAUUCUCCAUUAAACCCUAGCCGCCGUCGGCUCUUUCUCCAGCCACCACCACCCUAAAUGAAAAUAUUAAGCCCAUUUUCAUAUUCCCCGUAGCGAUCUCACCGUCGACCGUCGCCUAUCCUUCUUCAAUACUCGCAAAACAACUGCAUCAAUGGCAAAGCAGCUCCACGAGAUCAAGGAAUUUCUCUUGACGGUGCGUAGAAAGGACGCGAGAUCUGUGAAAAUCAAGAGGAGUAAGGAUGUGUUACUAAAGUUCAAGAUUCGUUGCUGGAAGUAUUUGUACAAGUUGUGUGUUUUUGAUACUGAUAAGGCUGAUAAGUUGAGGCAAUCUCUUCCUCCCAGUUUGAUUGUUCAAGAUCUGUAGAUUGAGUUCUGUUUAUCGGUUCUGUUUUAUAUUUUUUGAAAUUUGAAACCUUAGGUUUUGUGACUUGGUUUUGUGUUUAUUAUAAUUUAUACUUUUAUAUGAUUGCUUUUUGAGUUGCUAUGUAAAAAAAUAUGAUUUCUCACUCUCUUUUCCAGUCCUCAAAACCCUAAUCAUGAUUUAGGCAUGAUGAUUAUGAUGACAACAACAUUUGGAUGACAUGUAGAGAAUGAAAUGGAAGACGAAGCUGCUGCUGCGUGAGAUGCAAGCCAAGGUCGAGAAAGAGAUGGAUCUGUGCAGGGUGAUUCCUGUUUGUCCCCAUUAAGAUCUUUGUGUUUUUAGUUUUAUGCUAUUUUUGUACUUUAUUUUUGAAAAAAUUCUGGUGUGUGGUUUUGUAAGAGAUGCUACUGUUGAGACAAAUCAAGGCCUUCACCUGUUUUUUGCUUCUUUUCAGAUGACAGAUCAGUUCAAUAUCAGUGUUUGAAUUUUCUGGGAGUUGGCAGAAUGAUGCAGCGCAAUGGUUAGUUUUUGGAAUAUUUGUUAUUUUUUGGAAUUCUCUUUAUCAGCUUUAGGUGCCUUAGCAAGAGCUAUAGCUCUCGGCUUAACAAAAUCCAAAGGAAUAACAACCUUAUCAACAUGAUAAAUAUCAAGUGUUUUAUCUGUGAUGAAAGCGGAUCCUGCAGCUUCUGAAUAUGUGGUUCUUGACUCAUAUUUUGGUUUAUUUCUUAAUGUGAAUUGUUUAAUUUGUUUGGUUAGUUUGGUAUAUUUGAAAGUGGGAUUGAUGAUGCUGCUAAAAAACCCGGUUGCUCAUGGAUAAGGAUAGAAUGUCAAUAACUAUUUGGUAUUUUUGGAGUUUUCUAUCAUGUGAGUUUAAAUUGCUUGGAGUUUUACCUUGGUAUUUUUGGAGUUUUCUAUCAUGUGAGUUUAAAUUGCUUGGAGUUUUACCUUGGAACUAUAACAUAGUAUUUAACGUGUUUCAAUGGGGUUUACAAUUUAUGGAUCUUUGUUUUCAUAUUUAUAUAAACAAAGAAGAGGAAUCCUACCUUGAAUAACAUUAUUAUCUUGAUCAAUUUUUUCCAAUGCAGGAACGCAAAAUGCAGCAGUUAUAGUUGGAAUGCAGUUUUAGUACAAGAAGAAAAGUAUUUGAAUGUAGAUGGCAGUAUAGUUGGUUAAGUUAAAGAUUAGAUUUCAGUAGUGAUUAUUUUUUAAGCUAUCAACACAUUUGUCAUAACAAAUUGGUAUUCAAUUUACAAAUUGUAUUCUAUGGCUGCUAAAUGAUAAGACAUACUGUAAAGUUUUAUUUUUAACAUUUGAAUAUCUUAUGGUAGAAUCAUCAUUCAUAACCUUUGGACAUAUUCCAAUAACACCAUGGAAUGAUUUCAUAUUGAAUGGAUUAUAAGGUUAUAAAUAUUGAUUUGAGAGUUUCAUAAUAGCAUUAAGACUUAAAUAUUUACUUUUAGAAACCAUGUCUCCUUGUCAGUUAUGCUAGAUACUUCUUUAAACAACAUCUCUUGCUUAAGUUUAGUUGUAUUUCUAACUUAAGCAUGUGCUAUUCUUUUUGCAUGUGUAUAUAUUAUUUAAAUAUUUUUUUCACAGCAUUGUACUUUUACAAUUGGACUAUAUGUUGUUGGUUUGUAAAGGGAAUGGAACUCACCAACCAUGCUUUAUACAGUUUUAAUGAAUGUUGGGGUGGGGUGGUUUCUAACUCUUGGAGGUGGCUUUGCUCCUAUUAUAGGCCAAAGUCUUGUUGUAAUUUUUUCUCUUGGAAUCUUCUUCCGCUCUCUUGUUUCGAGUGAUAGAAGUUUUUCCGUUUUGUAUCAUCGGUUGAGCACCCCUUAUGCUCGCUAGUAAUUCCAUAGCCUAUUAAAAAAAAAAACCAACCAUUCUUUAUACAGUUACUAUUGACAAAGUUUAGCAGGUUUUAGCAAGUACUUUUAGCACGAGUAUUCUAUGUACUCUCAAUAAGCAUAUGGUUCUAAGUUAACCAUAAACUAGGGUCUAAAG
Messenger RNA from Vicia villosa (hairy vetch), 2439 nucleotides. RefSeq names its product large ribosomal subunit protein eL38z/eL38y-like. NCBI's taxonomy places the organism in Eukaryota, Viridiplantae, Streptophyta, Magnoliopsida, Fabales, Fabaceae. The transcript has a single exon. Bases 226 to 438 code for a protein of 70 amino acids. The record is from RefSeq and is a predicted model, not a curated record. Gene Ontology annotation, molecular function: structural constituent of ribosome. Gene Ontology annotation, biological process: protein-RNA complex assembly; translation. Gene Ontology annotation, cellular component: cytosolic large ribosomal subunit; ribosome.